AUGGCCACACUCGUGAAAAAAAUCAUUUGCACCGCCAAGGCCCCCGCGGCACUGGGUCCCUACAGCCAAGCAGUGCUGGUAGACCGGACGAUGUACAUCGCAGGGCAGAUAGGUAUAGAGCCUUCCACUGGGCAGCUUGUCUCUGGAGGAGCAAAGGAAGAAGCUAAGCAGGCUUUAAAAAACAUGGGAGAAAUCCUGAAAGCUGCAGGCUGUGACUAUGGCAAUGUUGUGAAGACUACAGUUUUGAUGGCAGACAUGAAGGACUUCAAUGAUAUUAAUGAUACUUACAAGCAAUUUUUCAAGACAAACUUCCCAGCCAGAGCAGCCUAUCAGGUUGCUGCUUUGCCCAAAGGUGCCCGAGUUGAGAUUGAAGCUAUUGCUGUUCAGGGACCCCUCCAAGAUGCUUCAGCCUGA
Molecule: messenger RNA, 414 nt
Organism: Merops nubicus (carmine bee-eater)
Lineage: Eukaryota; Metazoa; Chordata; Aves; Coraciiformes; Meropidae
Gene: RIDA
Product: heat-responsive protein 12
Exons: 6
Coding region: 1-414 (137 amino acids)
Cellular component (GO): cytosol
Molecular function (GO): deaminase activity
Source: RefSeq, a predicted model, not a curated record